This is a messenger RNA of Cylicostephanus goldi, 462 nucleotides long. Lineage: Eukaryota; Metazoa; Nematoda; Chromadorea; Rhabditida; Strongylidae. The record is from the annotation of a GenBank genome assembly.
AUGACCUUCACUACGAGUUUACGCAGGCGAUCGGCUUUUCAGAUAAUAGAUUUGGACAGAAAGACCAAACAAUUAGAAGAUGUGUUGGUCAACUUGCAAAGCUGUAGCGAUGCUGUUGACGAAAAUGAUAUCAAGCGUACGCAAGCAUUCAAAGCUAAUCGAGAGGUCACUGAGAAUGCUAUAAAGCGAUUGAAGCAAGAGCAUGAUUUGGUGGUGGAUCGUCGCGCAAAAGUAAACAAAAUCAUCGAAGGUCUUGUGCAAGCUAUUGCUAAGGCAAAGCGACGUCUAGUUUCGACUCAUAAUAUCCGUAAUCAGUCCUACGCUGACUUGUUCAAGAAAGGUGUUCCAAAGAACCAGUUGGUAAGCGCAAUAGAAAUCUCUACGAACAUGCUGGAGAAGGAAUCGUUGCAAGCAAGUGAAUUGCUGGCGGAUUUGCCACUGUUAUGGGAGCCUGAGCAGUGA